UAAGAAAGCAAGCAGAUGAUGCUAGAUCCUACACCAUGUCAAUGCCAUAUAGAGUUCAAAGAAUAGAAGAGUUUACAAAGCAACUUGAAGCAGGGGAUCUAAAACUUCGAGUCCGAGUUCUCGAGUCUGAAAGAGCUGCUCGGAAAGCAACGACUUUACAAAUGGCAACUAUGUAUACCGUGUUAGGAGGAAAUCUGCUAAAUUUUGGUAUCACUAUGAGCAACCAAGGCAAUGUAGCUAUGGGAAAUGGAUCUUUCAUUGCUGCAGGUAUUUUUAUGACACUGUUUGUCAGAUCCAUGCAAAGGGUAAAGAUGCUUGAUAAGUUUGAAAAAAUGAUAUAAUAAUUGCUUACCAA
Vigna angularis (adzuki bean) is the source of this 355-nucleotide messenger RNA. Its product is annotated as protein ACTIVITY OF BC1 COMPLEX KINASE 7, chloroplastic-like. The record is from RefSeq and is a predicted model, not a curated record. NCBI's taxonomy places the organism in Eukaryota, Viridiplantae, Streptophyta, Magnoliopsida, Fabales, Fabaceae. Bases 36 to 341 code for a protein of 101 amino acids. The transcript is spliced from 4 exons.